AUGGCAUCCAGUCAACAAGAGAGACCCCGGCGUCCGAUUCGAAUUGGAAAUGCGUCAGGGGCGAUCGGUGAUGGAAUAGACCAAGUCUUCCGCCUUGCUUCGUCCGGCGAUGUGGAUGCCAUCACUGCCGAUUACCUCGCUGAGUUCAACAUUGCCUGGAAGGCCAUCGAGUUGCAGACAAAUCUAGAGCUUGGGUAUGAACCCAACUUUCUAGAACAGCUUGCGUGGGAGAAUGGGGCCGGCGCGAAAGCAGUCGCCCGCAACAAGGUGAAGGUGGUCCAUGACGGCGGUGCUUUGAAUCCCAAGGGCUUGGCUAAGAAAGUAGACGAAUACUUCAAGUCCUUGGGUAUCUCAGACGUCAAAGUAGCCUGGAUUGAGGGAGACAAUGUCACCGAGCAGGUCAAAAGCAACAAGCUGGUUGGUCUUCGGCAUCUCGACCAGAAGGAUGUCACAUUCAGCAACAGCGACGAGGCACCUACACUUGCAGCAAACGUUUACACAGGCCAGGAAGGCAUUGUGAAAGCGCUGGAAGCUGGUGCAGAUAUCGUGAUAUGCGGGCGAUGCUGCGAUGCCUCCCCCGUCAUGGGUCUGGCGACUUGGUGGCACGGCUGGGGCCCCUCAGACUACGAUCCUCUGGCUGGAAGUCUCAUGGCCGGCCAUCUGAUCGAAUGCGGUGCUUAUGUGACUGGCGGGAAUUACUGUGGCGCGAGGGAAGUUCCUGAACUCCAUCAUGUCGGAUAUCCCAUUGCGGAAAUCUCCUGCGAUGGAACCACGGUCAUCACCAAAUCUGAUGGAUCCAAUGGCGCGGUGACGGUCGACACAUGCACCGCUCAACUCCUCUACGAGAUUCAAGGCCAACGGUAUCUAAACCCAGACGUGACGGCCUUCAUUGGGCAAGCGAAGCUGGAGCAGGUCGGCCCCAGCCGUGUAAAGCUAUCGGGGAUAACUGGGCUUCCUCCCCCAGAAACAUCCAAGGUGGCUAUUUGCCAACUCGGCGGUUAUCAAGCCGAGAUAUCUGCCUAUGCUGCUGGACUCGACACAGAUUUCAAGUUCAAUCUCAUGAAAAGUCAGGUCCUGGGGCGAGUGAACAUGGCAGACUUUUCAAUCUUCAGCAUCGAAAAGUAUGGCAGCUCUCUCCCCGAUCCGCGAUCUCAAAAAGAGUGUACAGUUCAGAUUCGCAUGUUUGCCCAGAGCCCCAACAAAGAGGCGUUCUCCCAGUUUCGAAGGGCAAUCUUCUACAAUGGAAUGCAGGGAUAUUGCGGGCUACAUCUUGGAAUGGAUUGGAGAACCAUGGAGCCGAAGCCUUAUGUCAAGUAUUUCCCUGCAUUGAUCAGCCGAAACUCUCUGCCAGAUCUCUCUGUCAAGUUUGUGUCUGGGGAGGUCUUUGCUGUUCCUUCACGGAAAGGAACGCCAAUCAGAUCUAUUACUUCGUUACCAAGCCCAGAACAGUCGCAUCCUUCUGUGUUAGAUACAAGCAAUGCGAUGGUCGUAAGGCCACUAGGUGAUCUUCUCUUUGCCCGCAGUGGUGACAAGGGAGGUAACGCAAAUGUUGGUUUCUGGGUACGCUCAGAGAAGGCCUACCCUUGGGCAAGAAAGUUCCUGACUUCUGCCAAGUUGGUCGAGCUACUUGCAGAUGAUUGGGAUGACAGGUACACUGUUGAGCGGUGCGAGUUCCCUCAUUUGCGGGCGAUACACUUCGUCAUCAAAGGCAUCCUCCAAGAAGUGGGGGAUGAAUCUCUAUGCGGCAUCAUCCUUCUGGGCCUCAUCACGUUCUACCACCUGCUCCUGCUCAAUAUCACGCUUCACCUCGACAGAUUCCUCCUCAGCACGCUUGGCCUGGUCCAUCUCCUCGCGCUUGGCAAACUCCUCCUCCUCGCGCUUGACGAAGUCGGACUCCUCACGCUUCUCGGGCACCUCAUCGCGCUCAAAGAGCUCAUCGUCGAACUCACGCUCGAAGAGAUCAUCCUCAUCACGCUCGUACAGCUCGUCGUCGAACUCGCGCUCGAAAAGCUCAUCCUCGAAGUCACGCUCAUAGAGAUCGUCAUCAAAAUCGCGCUCAAAAAGGUAGUCCUCGUCAAAGUCGCGCUCAAAAAGGUCCUCAUCGAACUCAUCGCGCUCGAAGAGAUCCUCCUCGUAGUCACGCUCCCAGAGGUCGUCCUCAUCGCGCUCAUACAGCUCAUCGUCGAAGUCGCGCUCGUAGAGCUCAUCAUCGAAGUCACGCUCGAAAAGCUCGUCAUCAAAGUCGCGCUCAUAGAGCUCAUCUUCGAAGUCACGCUCAUACAGAUCCUCCUCAUCACGCUCGAACAGCUCGUCAUCGAAGUCGCGUUCGUACAAGUAAUCCUCUUCGGCAUCACGUUCGAACAGCUCAUCAUCGAAGUCUCGCUCAUAGAGUUCAUCGUCGAAGUCACGUUCGAACAGCUCGUCCUCGAAGUCGCGCUCGAAGAGUUCAUCAUCGAACUCACGCUCGAACAACUCAUCAUCGAAGUCGCGUUCAUACAGGUAAUCCUCUUCGAAGUCACGUUCGAACAGCUCGUCAUCGAAGUCUCGCUCAUAGAGUUCAUCAUCGAAGUCACGUGCAUAGAGCUCGUCCUCGAAGUCGCGCUCGUAAAGCUCGUCAUCGAAGUCACGUUCAAACAGCUCGUCGUCGAAGUCUCGCUCAUAGAGCUCAUCGUCAAAGUCUCGCUCAUAGAGCUCAUCGUCAAAGUCACGCUCGUAGAGUUCAUCUUCGAAAUCGCGUUCGUAGAGCUCGUCAUCGAAAUCACGCUCGUAGAGUUCGUCAUCAAAGUCUCGCUCAUAGAGGUAGUCCUCAUCGAAGUCGCGAGCAUACAGGUAGUCCUCAUCGUCGAAGUCACGCUCCUCGAGGUCAUCCUCAAGGGCACGGGCAAAGUGUUCCUCAACGGCUUCGAGAAUCUCGCGCUCGUAAAGAUCCUCAUCGCGGGCGUAAAGACCAUAGGCUUCCUCUUCGAAGUCGCGGCGCUCAAGUUCGCUACGGACAGCGUCGAGAACAUCACGCUGGUCGCGCUCGUAGAGCUCGUCGUCAAAGUCGCGCUCAUACAGGUAGUCUUCAUCGAAGUCACGAGUGUAGAGCUCAUCAUCGAAGUCGCGCUCAUAGAGAUAAUCCUCCUCGAAGUCACGGGCGUAGAGCUCGUCGUCGAAAUCGCGCUCAUACAGAUCAUCCUCAAAAUCGCGCUCAUAGAGGUCCUCGUCGAAGUCUCGCUCGUAGAGCUCGUCAUCGAAAUCGCGUUCAUACAAAUAGUCCUCAUCGAAGUCACGAGUGUAGAGCUCAUCUUCGAAGUCACGCUUAUAGAGUUCGUCAUCGAAAUCGCGCUCGAAGAGUUCAUCGUCGAAAUCACGCUCGUACAAGUAGUCCUCAUCGAAGUCACGAGCAUAAAGAUCAUCUUCGAAAUCGCGUUCAUAGAGCUCAUCAUCAAAGUCGCGCUCGUAAAGCUCGUCAUCGAAAUCCCGCUCGUAGAGUUCAUCAUCGAAGUCACGCUCGUAGAGGUAGUCCUCGUCGAAAUCGCGCUCGAAGAGUUCAUCAUCGAAAUCACGUUCGUAGAGCUCGUCGUCGAAGUCACGCUCAUAGAGAUCGUCUUCGUAGAAGUCGCGCUCCUCAAGCUCAUCGUAGAAAUCACGCUCGUACAGCUCGUCAUCAAAGUCGCGCUCGUAAAGCUCGUCGUCGAAGUCACGCUCGUAGAGCUCAUCGUCGAAAUCGCGCUCGAAGAGGUAGUCCUCAUCAAAGUCACGUUCGAAGAGAUCGUCCUCGUACGAACGGCGGGCAAGCUCAUCCUUGAUGGAGUCAAUCAGGAACUCGCGCUUGGCAAUGUAGGCCUCCUCAUCGUCAAAGUCACGCUCGAGGAGGAGGUCAUCCUCAUCGAGGGAUCGGAGGGCGAGUUCUUCCUUGACCUGGUCGAGGAAAUCACGCUCAAACAGCUCGUCGUCGAAGUCGCGGGCGUAGACAUCCUCGUCGAAGUCACGCUCGUACAGUUCAUCGUCGAAGUCACGCUCAAAGAGAAGCUCCUCGUCGUCAAAGUCGCGCUCAAAGAGGUCAUCCUCGUCGAAGUAUCGUUCAAAAAGCUCAUCAUCGAAUUCACGCUCAAAGAGAAGAUCCUCAUCAUCGAAGUCGCGCUCAAAGAGCUCGUCAUCGAAGUCACGUUCGUCCAGAUCCUCUUCUUCUCCGCGCUCGGCAAGUUCCACAGCUUCCUCGGUGCGUUCCUCGAUAUCCCGCUUGACGUUGGACAUCCAGCCGGCGAUAUCUCGCUUAGUAAAACCAAUGUUCUCCUUGUCGUCUUCACUGCGCUCGUCCACGAACAUGGACUCGGUGGUCAUUCUCUUGCUAAGUUCUUCCUUGAUGGCAUCUCGGAGGACCUCAAGCUCGCGCUUGUCGUAUCCGUAGCAGACCUCGCCGGCGGCCUCGCAUCCACCACGUGGAGCGAGGUACUCACGAGGCUCGAUGGGAGCAUCGCGCUUAGCCAGGUCGCCGCCCUCCUCAACCUCAGAUCGAGGAAUGCCGGGGCAGGCCUCGAGAGUGCCGGUGCAUGA
This is a messenger RNA of Clonostachys byssicola, 4539 nucleotides long. NCBI's taxonomy places the organism in Eukaryota, Fungi, Ascomycota, Sordariomycetes, Hypocreales, Bionectriaceae. The record is from the annotation of a GenBank genome assembly.